Diatraea saccharalis (sugarcane borer) is the source of this 1939-nucleotide messenger RNA. The record is from the annotation of a GenBank genome assembly. Lineage: Eukaryota; Metazoa; Arthropoda; Insecta; Lepidoptera; Crambidae.
AUGGUUGCUGGAGCCACAGGAGGAAUCGGGCAACCUCUAGCUUUAUUGCUUAAAAUGAACCCACUGGUGAGCAACCUAGCUUUGUUUGACGUCACAGCUGCUACCCCGGGCAUCAGUGAAGAUAUAGCGCACAUCGAUUCACUGGCCAGAGUGACUUGCCACAUUGGUGCUAAUGAACUGGUAGGAGCUAUUAAGGGAGCGGAUGUAGUCGUCCACGCAGCAAGUGUAUCGCGGAAAUCGAGUGCUAGCGCAUUCGACACCAGUGCAUGUAUCGCACGUGACUUGGCCAUUUGUACUUCCCAAAAUGCACCCAAAGCAAUGACUGUAAUCAUCUCUAACGUUGUGAAUUCCAUGGUACCGAUCGUCUCGGAAGUAAUGAUAAAAGCUGGCGUGUACGAUCCAGGUCGAAUAGUCGGCGUUACCACACUGGACGUGAUUCGAGCCUCAGUUUUCAUAGCUGAGACAUUCGGUAUGGACCCUCGCAGCGUAUCCGUCCCCGUGAUUGGAGGCAGUUCAAUUAACACAAUUAUUCCUGUGUUCAGCCAAUGCAAACCUUCUAUUAAGUUCCGAGACCAAGAGCAAAUAAAAGCCCUCACGAUUAGAGUACGAGAAGCUAGCGAUAAGAUGACGAUAGCAAAGGCUGGUUCCGCUUCAGCGACUCUGUCCAUGGCUUAUGCAGCUGCUCGUUUCGUUGAUUCUAUAAUGCGAGGACUGCAGGUAUGUUAAUUAUACCCCAAAUGAAGUAGAAAGAUUUCAUCUAUCAAUGUCCACACUUCUGGGGCACAAGCCUUCCCUAUGUAAAUAGAAAUAGUAUGUAAUGAAAUCUGGACAUCUGGUCAUAACAGACCAUUUAGGUGUGCUACAGAAUGGCGGGUAGACCAAACGCGCGAAUCAGUAUCGAUUUAUGGCAUAUAUUUAAAUGUUUUAGUAAAAUAUCUUUACCUUUACAUGGCCUCAAAUAAAACUGGUUAUUUCCAGGGUCAACCCAAUAUUACUGAGUGCACGCUGGUAAGGUCUGAUGUGGCAACAGAUCUCAAGUACUUCUCCAAUCUGGUAGUUUUGGGCCGCAGUGGUGUCACUAAAAACCUAGGCUACGGAAACCUCAAUGAGUUCGAACAACAGCUUUUCAAAAAUGCUGUCCCUGAACUAAGUCAGGACAUCGAAAAGGGUGAAAAGUUCAUUAAGGAAGGAAGAAUAAAAAUGAAUUAGUUGGUAAAAAAUGUUGAACAGAGUGUAAUUAUUGUUCUUAACGAAAAUCUGGAAAAAUAAGAGAUCUAUUAAAUGCAGUAUUAAUGCAAGAUUGCCAGCCAUAUUAUUGCAGAUAAACUUUGCUAAGUAAAUAAUACAUACAUAUUAUGUCUGCAAUGUCGUCUGCUUGGUCCUAUUAAUAAGAUAUUUAUUAUUAAUAGUUUUUAAUAACUAAUUAUUUUAUUUUAACAAUUAAAAAAAUACAUAAAAUAUCUGUGUACAUAUUUAUUUAAAACCGUGGGUGGGUGUAGUGCAUUUACCAAUACUUAGGGCUGCCAGAAGGGUCGGAUUCGUCUGGAUUGCCCAGACAUUUCCUUUGAUGUCCGAAGUCCCGAAAAAAAAAACAAAUAUAUUCCGACAAAAAUUGCUAGACUCAGUAAAUUCUAAUACCAAAUACAUCUGGCAAUUUAAAAAAAAUAUAGUAAGUAUUUAUAUUAUCUGUUACAUUACAUGAUCUCGUAAUUUGCCAAAAAAGUAAGUACUUGUUAUUAUUUUAAAAUUUAUUAAAAAUGUGGAUUCUUUUGAUUAGUAUUUUUUUUUUGCCAAAAUGUUAUCCCAAAAUCCCUACCUUUUCAAAUUUUGCCCAGGUAUUUUUGUCUUCCCAUCUGGCAACCCUACUUAUACUGUUUGGUGAAGUGCAAAUGACAUGCACGACAUGACGUGACAACAUUACGGCCUCUGGGCUACCACU